GGGCGGCGAGCGGAAGGGGAGGAGGACGGGGAGGAGCAUCCAGGGCGGCCACCGCGGCAGCGGCUGAACUUUGCUCUUUCGCGGGAGGCGGGCAGAGCCCGGGGCUCGGCGGAGCGGGUCCCGCCGUACCGGGCUGCAUGCAGCCGCGGCGGCGGCGGGGCCCGUAGCGGCGCGGCCGGCCGGGGCAGCGCCGCCUCCUCGGAGCGCAGCGCAGCGCGGCGCAGCGCAGCGCGGGGGCCGGCGCGGGGGGGCCCCGGGGCGGCCGCCGCGCCCCGCGGGGGGAUGCGCCGCGCCGCGCCCCGCUCCCGCCGCCGCAAAGUUUCCGCGGGGCCCGGCGCCCCCCCCGGCCCGCGCUAGCGGCGGGGGAAGAGGAAGGCGCCCGGCGGGGGGGGAGGGGGGGCAGAGCGAGGGAUAGAGGGGGGGAAAAAAAAAAAAAAAAAAAGGAAAAAAAAGGAAAAAAAAGAGGAAUCCGCGGCCCCGCGCCCGCUCCCCGCCAAACUUGCUCAACUCGUUCCGGAGGCUCCAUGCGGCGGCGGGGCCGGCGCUGAGCCGCGCAGCCAUGGCCAUGGUGGCCGGCGGCUGGGGCGAGCCCAACGGCGGCGGCGAGGAGGCGGCGUCCCCGGCGGGCGGCGGCAGCGACGCCGAGCACGGCGAGGAGGAGCGGGCCGGGGCGCCCGUGGACUGCGUGGUGUGCGGCGACAAGUCCAGCGGCAAGCACUACGGCGUCUUCACCUGCGAGGGCUGCAAGAGCUUCUUCAAGCGCAGCAUCCGCAGGAACCUCAGCUACACCUGCAGGUCCAACCGCGACUGCCAGAUCGACCAGCACCACCGCAACCAAUGCCAGUACUGCCGCCUCAAGAAGUGCUUCCGCGUGGGCAUGAGGAAGGAAGCCGUGCAGCGGGGCCGGAUCCCCCCCAGCCACUCCAGCACCAGCCCCAACACCCUGCCCGGCGGCGAGUACUUCAACGGGCAGCCGGUGUCGGAGCUCAUCUCGCAGCUGCUGCGGGCUGAGCCCUACCCGGCGGCCCGCUACGGCUCACAGUACGCGCAGCAGGGCAGCGUCAUGGGCAUCGACAACAUCUGCGAGCUGGCCGCCCGCCUGCUCUUCAGCACGGUGGAGUGGGCCCGCAACAUCCCCUUCUUCCCCGAGCUGCCCGUCUCGGACCAGGUGGCCCUGCUGCGCCUCAGCUGGAGCGAGCUCUUCGUGCUCAACGCGGCGCAGUCGGCGCUGCCGCUGCACAUGGCCCCGCUGCUGGCGGCGGCCGGCUUCCACGCCUCGCCCAUGUCAGCCGACCGCGUCGUCUCCUUCAUGGACCAGAUCCGCAUCUUCCAGGAUCAGGUGGAGAAGCUCAACCGGCUGCAGGUGGAUUCGGCCGAGUACAGCUGCCUCAAAGCCAUCGCGCUCUUCACGCCGGACGCCUGCGGCCUCUCGGACCCGGCGCACGUGGAGAGCCUGCAGGAGAAGGCGCAGGUGGCCCUCACCGAGUACGUGCGCUCGCAGUACCCGUCGCAGCCGCAGCGCUUCGGGCGCCUGCUGCUGCGGCUGCCGGCCCUGCGCGCCGUGCCCGCCGCCCUCAUCUCCCAGCUCUUCUUCAUGCGGCUCGUGGGCAAGACGCCCAUCGAAACACUAAUCAGGGACAUGCUGCUGUCCGGGAGCACCUUCAACUGGCCCUACGGCACGGGGCAGUAGGGCGCCGCGCCGCACCGCACCGGGGGGGCUGCACUGGCGGGGGGGGGGGGGCUGUGCAAAGCCCCCGCCACCGCCGGCCCUUCCACUGCUUCUGGACGCUGGACUCUUCCUCACCCUCCUACUGCGGAGCUCGUCGCCGCCGGCCGCCCGGACCCCGGGCUCAGAUCGGGGCAGAAGGACUUUGGACCCGGCCCGGGGGUCAUUCCUGGCUCUGCCCCCCGCACCGGAGCCGGGGGGGGGGGGGGGGCACCAUCCUCUCACCCUCUGCUGAAAGCUGAAUUUUGGCUGGCAGGAGGGAGGCGAGCGGCACCCAGCCAAGGCUCGGAGCAGCCCGCGGGGCUGGGAGCGAAGGUGGCCCCCCUGCAGCCCCCGCUGCAGCCCCCGCUGCCCGGCGGUUAAAGCCCCUCCGCGUCCCGCCGCGGGGCUGCGGCCCGGGCCGGAUCCUGCUGCGAGGACUGAAGCGCUGCGCCCAGCCCCGGCCCUGCACUUUCCACUGAAGCAUCUCCAAGGUCGGGGCCAGCGCAGCAGGUGCUGCUCCGGGGGGGGGGUUCAGCCCCCGCGGGGUCCCCGAGCCCCACGCAACGCCCCAUGCAAAUAAAGUGGGUUUUUCCUCCAGCUGGGGGGGGGGGGUCGUGCUGCCCCCUCCCCACUGCUGCUUGCACGCUUGGUGCUCUGAGCCGCGGCAGCGGUGCCCCCGGAGCAUCCCCGGCCCCCGUGGACUGGAGCGGGGCUGGGGGCGUGGGGGGGGGGGCCGAGCUGGAGGGGGGCCGAGCUGCCGCCGCCGCCCCCCCGCCCCGGGCGCCGCUUCUCAGGGCGAUACUGUGCAAACAGGCAGAGGCAGGAUUAGUUGGGGAUUUGUCAUUUAGAUUGAUUCACUGCAAAUAUAAUCCUUGUUCAAUGAUACUAAACAAAUUAACUGAAGUCAAUAAAGACGUUUCUUACAA
Messenger RNA from Dromaius novaehollandiae (emu), 2634 nucleotides. RefSeq names its product nuclear receptor subfamily 2 group F member 6 (gene NR2F6). The transcript has 4 exons. Gene Ontology annotation, molecular function: zinc ion binding; RNA polymerase II cis-regulatory region sequence-specific DNA binding; nuclear receptor activity. Lineage: Eukaryota; Metazoa; Chordata; Aves; Casuariiformes; Dromaiidae. Gene Ontology annotation, biological process: anatomical structure development; cell differentiation; negative regulation of transcription by RNA polymerase II. The record is from RefSeq and is a predicted model, not a curated record. The coding region runs from base 560 to 1690 and encodes 376 amino acids.